Molecule: messenger RNA, 1257 nt
Organism: Maylandia zebra (zebra mbuna)
Lineage: Eukaryota; Metazoa; Chordata; Actinopteri; Cichliformes; Cichlidae
Product: fMet-Leu-Phe receptor
Biological process (GO): positive regulation of cytosolic calcium ion concentration; phospholipase C-activating G protein-coupled receptor signaling pathway; complement receptor mediated signaling pathway
Cellular component (GO): plasma membrane
Molecular function (GO): G protein-coupled receptor activity; complement receptor activity
Source: RefSeq, a predicted model, not a curated record
CAGAUAACAGAGCACACAUCUUCACUUCUGCCUCUGACCACAACGACUGAAGCUCACCUCAGCUCUGAGAGAUCAGUCCAGUAACUGCAGCCACACAAUGUUUCCAAAUACUUCUCUGCCCACCCACACACUCAAGUCUUCUAAGGAUGACCAGGCGGUGGACAUUGAUGCCAUCAUGGACAAUGUCAGCAUCAUCCUGUACACACUGACUGUUGUACUCGGCAUCACAGGGAACUCUGUGGUGAUCUGGGUGGCUGGAUUCAAACUUAAGCCAAAGGUCACCAACGUGUGGUUGGUGAAUCUGGCGAUAGCAGACCUGAUCUUCUGCUUUACACGAGUUUUCUCUCUCACUAAGAAGCUCUUCUUUGAGCACUGGCCUUUUGGUCUCUUCGUCUGCAAGUUCAAUGGCUUCUUCAAAUAUGCCAACAUGUUCUGCUCUGUCUUCCUGCUGGCUGUGAUCAGUCUGGAUCGAGUGCUCUGCAUCUGGCAGCCCAUCUUCACAAAGCGUCGACGCACCAUGUGGGUAGCGAGGAUGGUGGCGGUCUGCGUCUGGAUCGCAGCGAUCCUCUUCAGCAUUCCCUACUUCAUCCAUCGCCAAGUCUACCUGGGCAAGAAGAACCUAAGUAAGUGCUCUGUGGAUCCGAAGGAGAAGGCAGAGGGGUACAACAGCACCAAAGCUGCUCUCUACUCCAUCCGCUUCCUGUGUGGCUUCAUAUUUCCCUUCAUGGUGAUUCUGGUCUGUUAUAUCUUGGCCGCUGUAGGAAUCAGACGCACCCGCCUCUCAGGGAAAUCCCGCCCCCUGCGUAUACUCGCAAGUUUGGUCAUUGCCUUCUUCCUGUGUUGGGCACCUUACCAUUGCCUCUUACUGGUGAAGAUGGUGGACAAUAAAAAUGCAGUGGUGAAAAUCUGGUACCCUGUAGCAAAGGGUGUUGCCUACUUUAACAGCUGUGUGAACCCAUUGUUGUACUUCUGCAUGGGGCUAGAUGUGAGGGGGCGAUUCAGGCAGAGUCUGAUGGGUGUUUACAAAAGAGCUCUGGCAGACGAUGUUGAUGGACAGACAUCUCACUCCAACGAUCGCUCUUUGGAUGAAACCUCGGUGUCAAAGCACAGCACUCUCAUAGCGGAGGGAUCAGGUCUGACAGCAAUGGGUGUGGCUAAAGUUUAAGUUUUCCCUCUAUUGAUCCUGAAGCUUGGUAAAUGGCCUGCAUGGUAAAUGGCCUGCAUUUGUAUAGCGCUUUUCUAGUCCAUAGGACCCCA